Rasamsonia emersonii CBS 393.64 is the source of this 3423-nucleotide messenger RNA. Its product is annotated as DNA damage repair protein Mus42. The coding region runs from base 1 to 3423 and encodes 1140 amino acids. Gene Ontology annotation, cellular component: nucleus. Gene Ontology annotation, molecular function: deoxycytidyl transferase activity; damaged DNA binding; DNA-directed DNA polymerase activity. Gene Ontology annotation, biological process: error-free translesion synthesis; error-prone translesion synthesis. Lineage: Eukaryota; Fungi; Ascomycota; Eurotiomycetes; Eurotiales; Trichocomaceae. The record is from RefSeq and is a predicted model, not a curated record. The transcript has 3 exons.
AUGGGCUCCCGGCUCGACGCCAACUCUGGCGCAGUGCGCAAGAGAAUCCAAAGCCACACCUUUGAGAAUGAGGAUGGGGAGGAGUACGAGGCCUCGACCUUCGGGGGCUUUGGAGAUUAUAUCCGUCGUAAGAAGGUGAAGCUCCAGAACCUGGAUGCUGAGAUACGCGCCUCGUCUGCGGACAAGCCACCCAUCUUUCGUGGUGUUGUCGCGCACGUCAACGGAUACACGCAGCCGUCGCUGAACGACCUUCAUCGUAUGAUCGUCAGCCAUGGAGGCGGUUUCCUCCAGUACCUGGAUGGCAAGACCACCGCGACUCACAUCAUCGCCAGCGCCUUGACGCCCAAGAAGCGGGAAGAGUUCCGCAAGUAUCGAAUUGUCAAGCCGGCGUGGGUUGUGGAAAGCAUCAAGGCAGGCCGUCUGCUUCCCUGGGAUUCCUUCCGCGUUGUCGAUGAAGGUCCCUCUCAGAGGAUCCUGAAGUUGGAAAAUGGUCACUUGGGAAGCCAGGCCCAUGACCCUCAGCACGGAUACAAGGAGCAAACAGACAGCAGCUGGCUUUUUCAGAACUCCCCUCCUCCCGCUCAGCCGCCCCAAGCAUCCACUGAGAUGCCCCAAUCGAACCCCAGUACGAGCGGCGAGACCGACUACGGCGAAUUCCCGACCCUAGAGUCUUCAGGUGAUGCCAAUCAUAAUCAAACAGUCACAGAAGGCAAACAAGAACCCGUCAAAGAGGCCGAAGAGCCCGUCAAAGAUCAAGAACCUCAGGCUGAUCCGGUCGCUGGAGAUGACAGCGGUCCUUUCCCGUACCCGCUGGUGCGAGAGACGAUGCCUGUAAGACCGGACAUGACUCCCGAGGAAUACAACGCGCAGCUGCUGUCCGAUCCUCGGAUGAGAAAAUCAAGCGCGACGAACCCGGAAUUCCUGCAGCAAUUCUACCGAGAAUCGCGUCUCCACCAUUUGUCUACCUGGAAGGCGGAGCUGAAGGCAAAGCUGCAAGCGGCUGCUCAAGAAAAAUCGCAUGCGCAGACGGCGAAACGGCGCGCUCCGGGAGCCAGGCGAUAUAUUUUGCAUGUCGACUUUGACAGUUUCUUCGCUGCUGUUUCUAUACAGAAAAACCAUCCGGAGCUGGCGGACAAGCCGGUUGCCAUCGCACAUGGGACCGGUAGCGGCUCCGAGAUUGCAAGCUGCAACUAUCCGGCCCGGGCUCACGGGAUCAAGAACGGCAUGUGGAUGAAGGCUGCCCUUGAGAUGUGCCCCGAACUCAAAGUAUUGCCCUACGACUUUCCUGCUUACGAAGAGGCAAGUCGUCAGUUUUACGAUUGCAUUCUCGCCGUCGAUGGCAUUGUGCAAAGUGUCAGCAUCGACGAGGCUCUCAUCGACAUCACGACGCAAUGUCUCGAGGCUGGAGGCUCGGACGGACGGGGCGUGUCGGAGGGAUCGAUAUAUCGGGAGCAGGCCAAGGCGGAUGAAGUCGCAAAACAUCUCCGAGAGGCCAUCAAGGAGAAGACUGGGUGCGCUGUGUCUGUGGGGAUUGGGGGCAACAUCCUUCAGGCGAAAGUGGCUUUGCGAAAGGCUAAGCCGGCUGGGCAGUUUCAGCUGAAGCCUGAUUCGGUGCUGGAAUUUAUAGGAAAUUUAACAGUCCAAGACCUCCCUGGCGUCGCUUAUAGCUUGGGAGCAAAGCUGGAGGAAUUGGGAGUCAAGUUUGUGAAAGAUCUCCGGGAGCUGUCGAGGGAGAAACUUGUAUCGAGUCUCGGGCCCAAGACCGGUGCCAAGCUUUGGGAUUAUGCACGAGGCAUCGACAGGACGGAAGUGGGAGUGCAGACGAUGAGGAAAUCCGUGUCUGCGGAGGUCAACUGGGGGAUUCGGUUUGUGAAUCAGGACCAGGCGGAGGAGUUUCUGCGGAACCUGUCAGAAGAGCUCCACCGCCGUCUGGUUGAGAACCUGGUCAAAGGAAAGCAGCUGACCAUCCGAAUCAUGCGGCGAUCGGCGGACGCUCCGCUGGAGCCGGUCAAACACCUGGGACAUGGGAAAUGCGACGUGUUCAACAAGAGCGUCAUGCUGGGCGUUGCGACGAAUGCGAGCGACGUUAUUAGCAGGGAAGCAAUCUCUAUGCUGCGCAGUUUCGGUUUCUCGCCGGGCGACCUGCGAGGGCUGGGGGUGCAGAUGACAAAAUUGGAGCCGGUGAAAGCGGCCGGUACUGGUCGUCCAGAAAGCAGCCAGCGACAGCUCGACUUCUUCAAGGCAUCUCCUGUCCGGAAGAAAGUCGUGCAGAAUCCCGAUCCGGAUGAACUGGAGAGUCCUCAAAAGGGAAAUGAGAUGAACCUUGCUGAUGAGUCUCUGGAACAACGGCCCUCUCUGGAUGACAAGUCGCAGAAGCCUCUGAAUAUAUCGGGCACGCAGUUUGUGCUGCCAUCCCAGCCCGAUCCCAAAGUUGUGGAGGAACUUCCGGGAGAUAUUCGGUCCAAGUUGGUGCCAAAAUUACAGGUCCGCGAUAGCUCUCGCGCAGCAUCUCCGUCACCGGCCUCUCGACCCGCCCGCCAUGCUGAGUUGCCUCCACAAUCGCAGUUGGAUCCGGAGAUCCUCGGUGAGCUGCCCGAGGACGUUCGCGCCGAGAUUUUGUCAUAUUACAACCGGGCGUCAGAGACCACGAGGCCUGAGCCAGCGCAAGCGGCUCAGCGAAGGCCAGUUUCGAGGAAAGCCACGACGCCUACGAAAAAGCGCCGUGGUCGACCUCCGAAAUCGUCGUCCAAUUCAACAUUGACUCAGUCGAGUUUGACACAGUCGAGUUUGAAUUUUACGAGACCCAGGACGGCGGAAUCUACUGCGACGUCGCGGCAAUCUUCUCCUGCUGUCGAGACGGACGAGAUAUCCGAAGAAGUGCUUGCUGCAUUGCCGGAGGAUAUCCGCCGGGAGGUACUUGAAGAGCACCGACAGGCGCGUCAGCAGCGCCCGAAUCUUGCCGCAUCGCGAAAGCCAUCCGCACCCAAACCUGCUGCUGCUGCGACAGCACCUGCUACUACAGAGAAGCGUCUCCGCCUCCCUCCCCUGCCAGAAAAACCGACCUUUACAGCGAGAAAGCUGUCGACGUUGCCGGAACUGCGCGAAGCGGUACGGGCGUGGUACGCGGCGUUUGCGAACGAAGGGCCAUUCGUGGAGGACGUGACAGCGCUGGCAAAGUACCUGAGGCGGGUGGUUCUCGAAGACCGGGAUAUCGACAAGGCGGUGUCAGUGGCGAACUGGUUGGGGUGGUUGAUCCAAGACCAUGCCGGCAAGAUAGAUCAUAACAAAAAGGCAGAAAUAGCACCCGGAGGAGAAGGAACGGAGGAGUCGAACCAGUCGUGGGACGAGGCCCUCAAAACAGUGCAGGACAGCGUCAACGACGCCGUCAGGGAGAGGGGGUUACCACCUGUUGAUUUUGGAUAG